Messenger RNA from Penicillium brasilianum, 3054 nucleotides. NCBI's taxonomy places the organism in Eukaryota, Fungi, Ascomycota, Eurotiomycetes, Eurotiales, Aspergillaceae. The record is from the annotation of a GenBank genome assembly.
UGGUAAUAUACCGGCAGAAAGACGAUCGGCAGUGCACGUUUUUGGCAUCUGGUGGGUAAUAUUACCGCCCCGUUACCGUACCCGCUGGCCGUUUGCGCCUUUUUUUUCUGGUUUUCAGUGGCCACCGUCAAGCUUGGGACUCGCCCGUUUCCUCGACUAUUUUCUCUCUCCUCGACUUUCUCUUCUCCCAAUUCCCUCAUCGGUAUCAUAAUGCUUUCGUUCUCUCCGAUGCUUCAGUGUGACCCAACGCUGCGCGGCUAACACCGGCCUUGCACGCCUCGUGCUCUGCACAAAAAAAAUAAAAGCAAGUCUCCGCUGCCCAGCGAUCGACAACCUCCCACAUUUUUACUUUUUGCCUUGUUGAGCGCGAAAACAGGAUCGCCAAGCUCCCCUCCUUCGACAAACCAAGCUUGCCCUCGUCAUCACUUCUUCACCUCCCGCCGAUUGUGCCCUUCGUGAGGGAACGACGGCGCCAUCGCCGCCUUCCAUUGACCAUGUUUUCGGCUCUCAUCCACCGGCUGAAUGAUCUUAAGCAGCGAGUCCCGCUGCUAAAUCGGCUCCAUUUAAACUUCAUAUUCAUACAUUAUACCUAUAUCAUAUCAUGGGCGAUUAUCGGCUCUAUCUUCGUCUACCCCGGUGGUAACCUCUCCUAUACUGAUGCGCUCUUUCAAGCCGCCGGCGCCGCCACCCAGAGCGGGUUGAACACGGUCGAUCUCAACACGUUAUCCACAUAUCAGCAGAUCGUGCUCUAUGUGGUCACGAUGCUGUGCACGCCUAUUUUCAUUAACAGCGGACUGGUAUUUAUUCGACUCUACUGGUUUGAGAAGCGGUUCCAACAUGUGGUGCGGGAUGCGCGUGCCUUGCGCACGACUCGAUCUCGCAUGGACACGGUGACUCAGGAUAAGGAGACUCAGGAGGUCAAUCGUGCUGAGUUAGGGGUCGGAGGCCGUUCGAUUGUGGUACUACGGAACAAUGCGGGCGAUGCACGAGGGAAUCGCCUUCCCAACCCCAUGGCCCAGGUCCCGGAGAACCACACCGGUGGAGAGUCUCCCGAGAGUCGGAAGCCUAGUGAGCCGUCUAGCUUGGAGGAUACGUCAGAUUCCGUCGUAGAGCGUCGAUUCGGGCUGGGAAGCUUGCGGGUGCCGACCCAGCUCAGUCCUGAGCACCACAUCGCCUUCCUCGAAAAUCAGCGCAAGACCAAAGGCGCCCUGCGCAUUCCGAGUCCCCGCGAGUACGAUCGGGGUGGAGUCCCGGAAGCAUUGGACGAGGGUGAAGAUGAUGAGCGCGACCGGGCACAAGACCCUCAAGACCCAUCGAGUCCGCAAUCCGACAGACGACGGAGCUCGGCAGAUUCGGGUGAGAACGACCAAGUUGGUCCGCUGGAAGGACCUCACAUUACCAUCAAUGAGCCGGAUUUCACACGCACCCGCACUCGCGGCAACACCUUUUCUCGCCUGGACACGAGGCCGACCAUCCGCGAUACCAUGACCAAGGAAAUAGAUGAGAAUGCACUGGCUUCCACAACGACCAAGAACACUUUCCGGGGUAUAUUCCGAUCCUUCACGCAGGAACAAGAACGACCGACCCAGCCGUACUUGAGCUGGAAUGCCACCGUGGCACGCAACUCCAACUUUGUGGAUUUGACCGAGGAGCAACGCGACGAGUUGGGUGGAAUCGAGUAUCGCGCGUUGAAGACCCUGGCCGUGGUGCUGAUCUCGUACUAUGUUGGAUUCCAUCUCAUCGGCUUGAUCAGCCUGGUCGGUUGGAUCAUGACGGUAGACACAUGGGGUGACAUCGUGAGAGCCGAUGGCGUUGGACGGCCAUGGUGGGGAAUUUUUACAUCCGGUUCUGCCUUUAACGAUUUGGGAUUCACCUUGACCCCAGAUUCGAUGAACUCGUUUCAGAGGGCGGUUUUCCCGCUGCUUCUGAUGACAUUUUUGAUCGUCAUUGGUAAUACUGGGUUCCCGUGCAUGUUGCGACUUUUGAUUUGGACUCUGUCGAAGUUUGCACGACAAGGUACCGCCCUGUGGGAGGAAUUGAAGUUCCUUCUUGAUCACCCUCGUCGAUGCUUUACUCUGCUUUUCCCUCGAAAUGCGACCUGGUGGUUAUUUGCAAUCUUGGUGGCGAUGAACGCUAUUGAUCUGAUUUUCUUCAUUAUACUGGAUCUGAACGACUCGACUGUCACCACCUUGCCACCCGGUAUCCGAGUACUCGACGGCCUUUUCCAGGCCGCGUCCACUCGAACCGCCGGUUUUGGCAUUGUGAGUCUGUCGGACCUUCACCCGGCCAUUCAAGUAUCCUACUUGAUCAUGAUGUAUAUUUCCGUCUUCCCCAUUGCCAUCUCCAUGCGUCGCACGAAUGUGUACGAAGAAAAGAGUCUGGGAAUCUAUGGCUUCGAAGAGGAGACGGACGAGGAAACCCAAACAGCCCCCAGUUAUAUCGGUGCUCACUUGCGACGUCAGCUGAGCUUCGAUUUGUGGUAUGUGUUCCUGGGACUAUUCAUCAUCUCCAUCGCCGAAGGUAGCCGCCUGGAGAGCACGAGUGAGUAUAGUUUCCAAUUAUUCAACGUGCUGUUCGAGGUGGUGUCGGCCUAUGGUACCGUCGGCUUGUCAUUCGGAUACCCGGGUGUCAACACGUCGUUCUCGGGUCAGUUCAACGUGGUUUCCAAGUUGGUCAUCAUCGCCAUGCAAAUUCGUGGUCGCCACCGUGGUCUGCCAUACUCACUGGACCGUGCCGUCCUCCUACCGUCCGACGCGUUGAAUCGCCGCGAGGCUGCCGAGUCCGAGCGACUGAUGCGUCGGCGUGCAUCCAACCUGAGUGGCGCCGAAUCCAUCGGUCGGCCACGAUCACGCAGUCAUUCGCAGUCGCAGGUAGACGGUGGCCUUUCGACGGGCCUCCAAUCGCAUGAUUGGCAAACUCAUCCAGCGCCGAAUGGAGAUAAUCUCGUGAAUCGCUCGUCGACCAUUCGGUCCAACCGGUAGAGACUAUCGGACUGGCUUGUUAUUUACUUUUAGCAUCUCUUGUACAUUCAUCCAUCAUCUAUAGAAGACUUGG